AUGGACCAUUACUCACCAUUAGAAAACAUAUUUAAUGUUAUUGGUGGUCUUCCUCAGGGCCACGACAAACCAGUCAAGCAUGCAUUGUAUAACUCUGUGGCCCUGUUCCUUCUAUUCCUAAGCUGUGCUGCUGCAUAUGCUGUCUACAUGAUAUUGGAGCCCUUUUUCAAACCACUGAUAUGGGCCGUCUUGGUAGGAUCAGCUCUACAUCCUUUGAAGAGGUCAUUGAAAUGCAGAUUCCAGACAUGGUUCGAGAAUUUAUCAGUUACCAAUACUCCCAUAAUACUAGGAGUACUGCUUUUACCAGUGAACAUUAUUCAUGAUGUAUCAGAGUUUAUAGGUGAGAAUAUAUGGAAGAGGUUCAAGCUGAUAGUAGGUUUUGGAGUAUCAAUUCCAAUAAUAUGUGUUCUGUACCAUUACACCCCAAAGCUGAUAGUUUCAAUAACUUGGCAGAUUCUACUGUAUGUGUGGAAUACUCUGAACUUCAUUCUGAACAACUCUUCAUUGGGAGUACUGUCUUUUAUAAUAAUAGGAUAUAUAACAAUUGUUAUCCUUAUGUGGCAACCUGAAAACAAUGUGAGAUUCCACUAUGCUUCCAUUAUAAUUUGGCUUAUGUGUUCAUCAUGUCUUGCACAGCAGUUUGGCAGUUUCCAAGUUCCUGUGUUUAUUGUAUCUCAGAUUAUAAUAUUUGGAGGGUUCCUCUUGGAGAUAUACACUAUUUAUGAUACUAUGAAAAAUUCUGGACAUCCUAUUUCUGUAACUGAAUCUUUAUUGUUAGCUUUACAUGAUAAACAAGAAGAUACUGUUACCUCUGAGAAUCCUAGUAAUGAAUAUAUUGAAGUGAAAAAGACUAAACAAUUAAGCUUCAAAGACAAGCCCGAAAAGCUGGAAGAAUCACUCUCAAAUCAAUCAAACAAAAAAGACCCAUGGGCUCUUGAAUUAUUUGAAGAUGAAAAUUGUGAUUUAAGAAACCAAAAAAAACCAACAGUGCCAAGUAUUGAACUUCAUAGAACUGAUAUUAAAAAAUCCCUUAGGUUACAGAGAUCUUUGUCUCAACCUCAGUUUUCUACAAAACUUCGCAAAGGUUCUAUACUGAAACUUGGACAACAACUGAAUCUGAAUUUUUCCAGUUCCAGUCUAGUUGAUACUGAAACAUAUGGAAGCACUUUUUACUUAUACUCAGUAUUCUGGGCUUGCAUCCUAAUGCUCUUAUGGAAAAAUAUCAUGCUCCUUCCCCUGUUACCAUUGCCAAUAUUAUUUUACCUCAUAAAACAUUUGGGCUUGUAUAUUGGAUUAUGGAGCUGUUUGAUUGAGAAAUUCCACAUCAUUUUAGAUAUAAUAGUGAAUUGGUGCCAAGAGAGACAUGAUGCUCUGGUACCUGUUCCUAUAAGAGGCAUUUACCACACUGCACAUAGAAUCAACCAGGCCAUCAAAACUGGAAUCAGAGAGAGCAUAGACACAGUAGCAAGUGUUGUGGUUAUAUUUGGCCUUAUCAUAUUCCUAAUUUGCGCCUCUGUAUUCAUAGUACUGCAAAUCUAUGCAGAAGGCAUAAUGCUAGCCCAAAUGACAGGUAACCUCAUCAACCAAACUGUGGUCCACAAUCCUGAAUUGAGACAGCUUUUGCCUCCAGCAUGGGAUGACACCAUGGAUUCAAUCUUGGACAAUGCUUAUCAGUAUGGCAGGGAAGGCAUUUCAAAAGCUGUCAAGGCCAUGAUGUCUGGUGUGGAUCAUGCCAAAUCAGAAAAACUGGAGAAGCAAGUCUUAGAGCUGUGGGACAGGGUCUACCAAAACUGGAUGUCUUCAAAUGACUCUUAUGGUCCUAGUGUGACUGAAGAUGCAGUGAGAAAUUCAUGGGAGACAUUUGUCAAUGACCUUCAGAAAUCUCCAGAGAUGUUAAACCUAGAUGGACUCAUGGAUUUUGGCAAGCAGAACAUAGGUACCCUUAUGUCUCUACUGGAAUCAGUUUGGGGAAUCUUGAAGGGAAACAUAACUCUAAUCCUAGGCUCUAUGAGUACUUUUCUAUCAGUUAUAUUAGGAGGUGGCUCUGCUGUACUGAAUUUCAUACUAAAUGUUGUGGUGUUUCUAACCACUCUGUUUUACCUGCUGAAUUCUAGUGGCGACCUCUACAAACCUGUGGAAAUACUGACAAAUUUCUCACCUACUGGCAGACGGAUUGGAAAUGCACUAGAAGGUGCUGUCAAUGGCGUUUUUUCUGCCUCCUUCAAGAUGGCUACGUUUUACGGGAUGUGGACUUGGUUCAUACAUAACCUCUUUGGUGUCAAAAUCGUUUAUUUACCUACAGCUUUUGCUACCAUACUAGGGGCUGUACCUUUUCUGGGUACUUACUGGGCUUGUAUACCAGCAGUUCUGGACUUGUGGCUAUCACAAGAGAGGGGUGUUUCUGCGAUUUUGUUUGCUGCUUUCCAGUUUCUCCCUACUUCUAUAGUAGACACUACAAUUUACAAGGAAAUCAAAGGUGGGGGGCAUCCAUACUUGACAGGUCUGGCGAUAGCAGGAGGGAUAUUCUGUCUUGGCGUGGAAGGGGCGAUAAUGGGGCCUAUGUUACUGUGCGGCCUGUAUGUUGCCGUUGAUUUGUCUUCUAGUCUGUUCAAGGAAUCGCCGUCCGAAGAAUCUUUGAAAGCAAGGUCCAGUGGAUCACAAAAUAAUGCUUGA
Molecule: messenger RNA, 2673 nt
Organism: Phaedon cochleariae (mustard beetle)
Lineage: Eukaryota; Metazoa; Arthropoda; Insecta; Coleoptera; Chrysomelidae
Source: the annotation of a GenBank genome assembly